AUGUAUUAUGAAGAAAAACAGCCUGCUCGGUAUCAGAGGAAAAUUGCUGACUUGAAAUCUGAGGUACUAGUGAAUGUCGGCAGCAACUUCGACUCGGAGCGGAGCACGUUCAUCGCGCCGCGGAAGGGGAUUUACAGCUUUAACUUCCACGUGGUGAAGGUCUACAACCGGCAAACCAUCCAGGUGAGUUUGAUGCUAAAUGGGUGGCCAGUGAUUUCUGCCUUUGCAGGGGACCAGGAUGUGACCCGAGAAGCUGCCAGCAAUGGAGUCCUGAUUCAAAUGGAGAAAGGCGACAGAGCUUAUCUAAAACUGGAGAGGGGAAACUUGAUGGGCGGCUGGAAGUACUCGACAUUCUCUGGAUUUCUAGUGUUCCCCCUUUAAACGACGGAUCCCCCGAAGCGAGAGCGCGGGCAGCGAGCCAGAGCAUUUCUUACACGUCCCCCAAUUGUAGCUGGGUGUAAAGAGCCUUGGACAGCAAACUUUGUACGGUCAAAUAGGAAAGAGGCUAAAUCCUGCUUAGGUUUGUGUCCAUCUGCUUUGAAGAAUUUUUUGUUGUCGUGGUUGCAGCCGACAGACAGGAGACGCUGCAAUCGCUCCCACCGCCGUGUCCGCCUCUUUCUCCCCCACAUUAGUUCAGCUGAACGUGGCCCUCGUGCCCCCGCCACCUCCCCCCGGUUCUCCAGGCCGCUUCUACCUUCAGUAUUUGCAUUGUCCCUCACCACGUUUUGUGGGUUUGUUUUUAAAACAUGUCAUUCUCGACUCUUCCUCUGAGUUUAAAAAAAAAAGCAAAACAAAAAAACAAAAAACAACGAAGUAUUUUUUUGAAUCCGUGGGUGCCACGACAAGAGAGAAAAUGCAAAUCUUGCUGUAACCUGGCUGACAAACGUAAACCGAAGAACUAUUCCCAGCCAAGGCUGACUAGAGUACUUAAAUAUUUCUAUGUAAUUCUGAGUGAUUGUGAAAUUUAAGGCUGCUAAAUGUUUUGAUGCUUGUUUUGCUCUUGUACAAUGUGGCCCGACUAAACGCCAGGAAGUAUAUUGAACUUUUACUAUUACUCUGUAAUAUAUGUGUGAAUAUCGGAAAUUAAUUUUUGCUUUAAUUGAAUAAAGUUUAAAUGGGACUUUUAUUUUUUUUAAACAGAAAUAGGGUUUUUCUCAAUGCAGUUAUUGGCCCUUUACCAGGCGUAGGACCAGGUGGGGAAGCUGCAGGAGCAACCAGGUGCGCGGGGCUGCUGGCCAUCGGGACCCUAGGUGCGGGACAAUGGAAGCGGGAAAGCUAGAGCAGCGUGUGACAUGGCCCCGGUGCAAGUGAGUCCCGCCUUGUUGGCGCCUCUCGAGCUCCGUUACGCGUUCUCUAAACAGAAGCGAGUCGCCCCGGGCUGGCGCGGGGGAGCCGGGUCCCGGCGAGGAACCGGCGGAGAUGAACGCAGCUCCCGCUGGCAGCCCUCGCCCCCAGGCUUACACUAUCGCCUAGAAAACAAAGCGCAUCUAUGCAGCCCUCUAGCCACUGCCGGCGUAGGCUGCCCUGCUAGGAGCAGUCGGUUUCGCUAGGGUUAGGGUGUUUACAGCCUUUAUAAGAUGGAAAUGCGGGAAUGGGGCAGCGCUCCAGGACAUUGCGGCUGGUGUUGCAGGAAGGAUGGCGGGUGUGACCAAGCCCAGAGUUCACUACAGCGGUGGCAGAAACCCCGACUGGCGGGUCCCCAGGGCAGCUGGGACAGCGGCCCGGGCGGAGCGGGGCUGGCCCCGGGCACCGGAGCGUCCUUCUCCGGCCCGCUCUGAGCUCGCCCGGCUGCCACGCGAGUAACAUCUUGUGGCUCUUUUAAACCCCAGGUUCCAGGAAGGGAUUUAAUUAGCUCCUAGGGGGAAAAUUACUAGUAGCAUAAUAAGCAAAGCUGCUUCAUUUAUUCACAGUUUUUGUCUUGGUAAUAGUCUGCUAGAAGGGGUGGGGGAGCUCUGCGGAACCUUCCCCGAGUGCAGGUAGCACCUGCUCGUUUUCAGGUCGCUUGUUUUUCUAGAGGCCUUGAACCCAGCCCAGAGAUGUGUCUUCUCCUUGUAAGGAGGGCAAGCGAGUUCACAGCGGAGAAAGCCUCCCGCUGAGCACGGAGGCGGGUGGGGGUGGGGGGCUGGCUAUAGGAGAUGGGUCAUGAAUUUGCUUUCUGAAUGUCGAUAGUAUGAUGAUAUCUGUGGUCUCUUCUUUUCAAAUAAAACACACCGAUGACUUGAC
Molecule: messenger RNA, 2223 nt
Organism: Alligator sinensis (Chinese alligator)
Lineage: Eukaryota; Metazoa; Chordata; Crocodylia; Alligatoridae
Product: cerebellin-1-like
Exons: 3
Coding region: 1-381 (126 amino acids)
Cellular component (GO): glutamatergic synapse; synaptic cleft
Molecular function (GO): protein binding
Source: RefSeq, a predicted model, not a curated record